Messenger RNA from Cynoglossus semilaevis (tongue sole), 3067 nucleotides. RefSeq names its product platelet binding protein GspB. The record is from RefSeq and is a predicted model, not a curated record. NCBI's taxonomy places the organism in Eukaryota, Metazoa, Chordata, Actinopteri, Pleuronectiformes, Cynoglossidae. The coding region runs from base 295 to 2388 and encodes 697 amino acids. The transcript has 12 exons.
AAUAGAGACAAAACUUUCUUUUAAUAAUAAUAUUACCCUCUGUUUCUCUGUCUUUUGAUCACUGAGCCCUCUUCAUUCACAGCAUUUUGUUUGUUUUUAAUACGGAAAAGAAUAUAUCGUUUAGCAUGCAUGACAGAGGAGGGUGGCGGAAGUGACGUCACUGCGACUUUCAGAAGCUUGUCGCUGGUCUGAUGCUGGAAUGAGCAGCGACCGCUUUGGAAACUUUGGUCAAACAUGAGCGCUAACCGGAUGAUCGAAGCCUAAAGGAGCCGCUGUCUUAGAACAGAGUCCACCAUGCUCUCUCGACUUCCUGCGCCCAGUGAGAGGGCCAGCGGUGGGCGGGGCCGGGCACCUGUCCUCUCCUUAGAUGACCAACCCGGAGUUUUCGCUCCUUCGAAUUGGAACUCCUCUUCAUCCCCUCUCCCAUCUUCUUCCUCACCCGCUGUGUCAUCUUCAUCUUUAUCACCUCCUCUCCACUCGCCCUCCUCUUUCUCUGCCCUGUCUCUCUCCCCUCACUCCCUUCGUUCAUCGUCAUCGUCCCGUUCUCCCACAGCGGCUGCUUCUUUAUGGUCCUCACGUUCUCCCCCGUCUUUUCCUCAAACUGUCCCUUCUCUCUCUCUUCUUUCUGUGAGUCACAGCUCAACUACUCCUCCAUCAGGUCCUCCCCCUUCUCCUCCUCCUCCUUCUCCUCCUCCUCCUUCUUCUCCUUCUUCUUCUCCUUCUUCUUCACCACCCCUUCUUACUUCUACCCAUUCAUCCUACUCCCCUGUUUCUCCACUUUCCCCCUGUUCUCCUUCCCCACCACCUCCCUCUGCUCUCUCUGUUCCUCUUGCUGUUUGUUCAGAUCUCUCUUCCUGCCCUCCUCCUGUAGCUCCUCCACCUUGUUCCUGCUCCUCCAUGUUACCUCGCCUCCUCUCAGCUCACCGCUCAGAGAUGCGACGCCUCCUUCGAGGAGCUAUGGCUUCUCUUGGCCGACGACUGGAUGUUCUGGAGAGGAACACCAGGAGGAACGGGAGAAAGAGAAGAGGUGGAGGUGGAAGAGGAGCAACUUCUGCUCCUGGUUCUGCCUCCUGCGGCCGCGCCUCCACCCUCUCUGGUAUCCUCUCUCCAACCGUAGACAUGAAGGACUCGCUGACACCCGCCCUUCUUUCCUGUGUGAACCAAUCACAGCGAGGAAGAGAGAAUACUGUGAAGAGGAGGAGAGAGCCAACGGAGGAGGACGGAGGAGAGGAUCCUGCAGGAGUUGUUUUCUGCAGCAGAGGAGGUGCCGAGAAGCUGGAAGGAGUUGAAGAGAAGCAGGUGCAGCUCCGGCAAAAUGACAUGGACGCUACACAAGAAGAGGAGGUGCAAAAGAGCGAAUCAGAACAGGCUGUUUGUGUCAUCGGCCAGAAAAACAGUUACAGAGCGUCGCUGCUGCUGCACAGCUCUGCCGCCAGCUUCCAUCUUCUCCCUCCUGUCGAGAGCCAAUCAGAAAGGAUUAGUUUCUCAUUGGACCAGUGGCGACUCUCUGGCCCCGCCCCUUCCGUCUCCUUCAGCCCCGCUGCUUUCUUCCUGUGGCUGCGCUCUUCUUCAGCUUCAUCUUCUUCCUUUAGCCCCGCCUCCAUGUUUCGGCCGUCAACAGCCUCUGUGACGAAACUGACAGACUUGUUUCGGGGGGAGCGUUCUGCAAGUCCUCAUUGGCCACUGAAGGACUGUACAGCCCCGCCCAGCCUUGGCCGAGAUCACUGUUACGUACGAACACUAACAACAAGCACAACCGAUUCCCCGCGGCGACCAAAGAAGCAGCGGACCAAUGGCAGCAUGGGAGAGUCAGCCCCACCUCGACAUCAACCUCUGCCCCUUCCUCCGUGUUCAACCAAUGGGCUGCUGACUCAAAUUCCUGCCGGCCAAUCGGCAGCCGGCUCCGAGUUCCUCAGCAAAAAUGGAGAGCGUGCCAAGCGCGUUUCCCAGAUCAGGAUCCGCCGCACGUCUCCAAAGGAAACUCUGCUUACACCGAUGGGACUGCCAAAAGUCAAACGGUUAAAAAAGAAGGAGUUCAGUCUGGAGGAGAUUUACACAAACAAGAACUUUAAUGACCACCCGAACACUAACAGGAGCCUGGAGACCAUUUUUGAGGAGCCACGUGAGAAGAAUGGGGCUCUGCUUCUGAUUGGCCAGCAGAGGAGACGCAGGGUCCUCCUCUUCCCUGACUUCACUCAGCCCAGGAAGAGAAAAAGAAUGCAAGGGGCAGGGCUUCCUGUCGCUAUGGCGCCCAGAAAACGUGUCGCCGCCCGUCGACACUGCCACGGCGGCAGCUCCACAGAGGACGACCCUGACCUGGACGUGAUGCUGGUGGAACGACUGAGCGCACUGGAACACUACUUGAUACAGCAGGGCCUGGAUGAGUGAGGAGGAACAGCACGUCAUGUUGCCUGCCACAAAGGCCAAAUGAACAAGCUGCUAGCACAACUGCUAACUGCUGCGCUGUCAUGCUAACACCGUUGGCAUGGGCAGUGUCAUUAGCAGACUUCACUUUUUACUGUGUACUUGACGUUUCAUCAAUUUUUUUUUAACAGUUUAGUAAAUAUUUAAGCAUUAGCGAUAGUGUGAAUGAUGCCCCCUGCUGUGAUAGAUUCUCUGGUCGAUAUUUUUACACUGUAAUUUAUUUUUGUGCACAAAUGUAUAUAUUUUUGGAACAAAUAAAAUCUAUUUGUUUCCACUGCUGUUGUCGUAUAUAACAGAGAACUCUUUAAAACUUUGAAACCUAAUUUUUUUGUGUAUGACUUUGACUUAAAUUUUAACCUAUUUUACUUCAAACCUGCUCAUAUGAUUUCACAUUCUUUUUCAUUAUGCAUCUUCUGGUGACACUGCCCUCUAGUGAGGGAUACCGUGUGGGUAUUUAAUCCUUGAAAAGGUUUGUAUACCAACCUGUGGAACUGUGCUGAGUUAUUGAUUGUAUUAUCACUGGAUAUUGAUUAAAAUCAGCUCUGAGUAUUUGACCCACAGAUCCAGGGAAUUCUCGUAUUCCUGGUCAUUUUUUCUCAGCUGGUUAUUUUUAUCAACAUUGAUAAUAAAGGUAUAUAUUGUG